Molecule: messenger RNA, 976 nt
Organism: Armigeres subalbatus
Lineage: Eukaryota; Metazoa; Arthropoda; Insecta; Diptera; Culicidae
Exons: 5
Coding region: 250-846 (198 amino acids)
Source: RefSeq, a predicted model, not a curated record
CUUUAUUCGCCGCUUUAUUCUUUAUUUAUCGAAUCGGAGGACAGUCGUCGUGUGCACAGCCGAAGCGUUCAACGUUGAAAAGUCUCGCGAAGUUCAUAGUUAAAUAGCACGCUUUGUUAUUGAAUUAGAAAUCCUUACCUACUUUGAGAACGAAAUAAAAACUAGUGACAGAAAGUGAAAUACCCUGCGGAAUAGAACAAAAUCCACCCUUCUGGAAAAAGUUGGUUGAUAUUGACAAAGCCGAACGAAAUGGAUAGAAAUCGAGAAAAAGAAUAUCUGGAGUUGGAACACAGCCAACAACACCCGAUUCAACAGUUUGAACAAUACCCACCACCAAUGUAUGAUCAGACGCCACAAAUGACUUGGGAACAACUAGAUCUGCAAGCUCGUUGUCAACAGUUUCAUCAUUUUCCACCGUCAACAUCCAAUCAGACACCAGGGACUUGGGAACAACUAGAUCUGCAAGCUCGUCGUCAACAGUUUCAUCAUUUUCCACCGUCAACGUCCAAUCAGACACCAGAAACGACUUGGGGACAGCUAGAUCUGCAGCUUCGCCGUCAGGAACGACACCGCAUUCAGGAGCCGACACGUGACAUACCGAAGCCUGCUAGCCAAAAGCAGCAGAAAGCGAAACAUGCAAUUUUGAAGAAAAUUCGAGCAUUAAAAACUUACAACAAAAAAUCUUGGCGAAUGGCGGCUGACGUUAUUGCUCAUGUAAAACAAUCAAAUCUAAGUUCGGGAGAUAAACGUGCGUUGGAAAAUGCAAUAAAAGAAGAGUUUGAUGAGCUGCGAGAUAAAGUUUUUGGUGCACUCCACCGCUCCACCCGUAACGAAUUGAUGCCGUAGAAUUUGAAUGAAAUCGGUAUGUAUAGUGCAAUGUUGUGAACUAGCGUAAACGAACAAAUGUAUGUAUUGUCUUAUUCUUUUAUGAACACAUUUACAUAAAUACACAUGCGAACAUAACUUGUUGAAUAAA